AUGAGCGAGUCUCUUUCGAGCGCUGAGAAGAAUGUAUGGGAGACGUUGAAUAAUUUUCAGACGCAGCUUGAAGCCACGUUUAAGGACAAUCAAAUUGUGCAAGAUGAUGCCUUGCUGAAUGGAUUUCUGUCAUUUGUCGAGUCCAGGUUGACCAGAAUGGUAAAAGAAUCUCUGGACGUGCAGCAAGAGAUAUGCGAAAGUGCAAGAAAUAAUGGCUCUUUGCAGAUCGACAUAGACGACAGGACUGUGCCGCUAAUUCUUAGGUUGUAUUGGGAAAAGAUUUGUCAUCCCGUUUUUAAGUGGUUCCAAGCUUGGAGAAAAACGAUAUCGCCGAAGGAACCUGGAGAAAAGCCGAGAUAUGUGGAGUUUCGGAAGAUGAAUGCAAAACUUACUAAAUUCUUCAAAUCUGUGCACAAGUUUUACUACAGCAUUAUGGAGCAAGUUGUUGCAAAAUAUGACUGCUCCGCGUUAAUGCCUUUGAAGCUCCGCGAAGAGUUGAACAUGAAAAUUCCUGAAUCUUCUGAACAGAGCCGCCUGGGUUCCAAUGGAAAAUUCGCUGUUUUAGUUGUAAUGACAUUGCAUAACUGCCUGCUGUAUUUGGGGACCACUCAUCGUUAUAAAGCUGUCGGACAGAAAAUCAACAAUAGAUAUCAGCUUCAGGAUUUCGAGAAGUCUAUCAGAUAUCUUGAUAUGGCUUGUUUGUUUCUACCUUCCAUGGGGGAGGCCCAUUUACAGAAAGGGCUGAUAUACGUCCAGACUAAUAACUUCGGCUCAGCUGUGUAUCAGUUUACUCGAAGUGCUCUCGCUAGAAUUCCGAGUCCAGCUGCGGAAAGCAAUUUUGCCCGGAUAAUAUGCGAUAGAAAAAGUCGCCUGCGUCAUAACUUCGAUCAGAAUCUGAAACACAAUCAUCACCUAAAAAUGGACCCAACCGGUUUCAUCAAUAGAAUGAUAAUCGAGUCCUAUUUUUUGGUUUUAUUUGGGAAUCAUUUUGCUCCACAGUCGUGGAAAAUAGAUAGUUUGCCAGGAGUCUCAAACUUGGUUUCAUUGGAGAGAGUGUUAUACGAGAAGAUUUCAACUUGCUACAUCAAGAAUACAGGGCUCAUCUUUGAAAAUUUGAUUAUCGCUAUCGGAGGUUUUGAUCUACUGGUGAAGAGGCCGAAAAUUGGUGAAAAAAGGCUUGAUUCGCAAGCCGUGAAUCUAAAAGAUUUAACACAGGUCCAGUCAAAUUACUUAUCCUUUUCCUUCAAAUUUAUCUCUCAUCUAUUGCACAUCAUCAGAGAAGCAUGGGAGAAAAAUUUUGACGAUUUCCACUACUUGGCAAUGGUAAGAGUAGUUGAAAAUUGGUUGAAGUGCAAUCGGGCAGCUUUACAAUACUCCCACCGUGACGAAAACUUCUGUAAAGCACUAGCUCUUUUGUUGAACGACAUUUUGAAAAGUGACAAAUUAGACAAAAGUUCGCUUGCAAAUAGCAAACCAACCAGGCCAUAUUUUUUUGAAGAAGACGUUAUGUUGAAGGAAUUCUUUUCUGUGAGAUAUGCAUUAUCUGAUUUUAAUGAUGAGCAUAUCUUUGCUUCCAGUGAUUCUACUUCUAGACUGAUGGGAUACGUGCCGGAAACUGAAAGGCUACAAGCGACCGAUGAGGGGCGGCUGAGAUUGAAAGCCAUUGUAGGUUCCGGAAGAAAGUUCUUUGCGAAGAACAGUUGUGGUAUGGUGUGGAACGCAGAAAAGACGCUCUACGAAUUUGGACAGCAGGCCGUAAAACGGCCAACCAAAAGGUCAGAAAAUACUCCCUCCAAAAUACAGAAUGAUAAGCGCACAUUGAAUACCAAAAAAUCUGGUAAAAACGAAACACUUUCAAUUGCGGAAUUAGAGGAACAGUUCAGGGGCACCCGGCAGGGCACGAAGACACCGGAUUGGGGUUAUAGUGGUUCAUCAGCUCCGAUGGCGCCUUCAACAUUUAAUACCAAGCCUAGUUCAGGCAUGACAGAAAGCGCAUCAGUACGCCAAGCCGCCACAAUUUCAUCUGACGGCUCUGUCCAACCCAGCAGCUCGUCAACCACGUUAUCUUCGUACUCAUCUCGCUCUGAUGAGAAAGAUUUGAUGGAUUUUGCCGGUGAGCAGAGCACGGAUAUCCAAGAGCCGAUUUCAGCUGAGUAUCUAGAGAAACAGCAGUUAAAGCACCGGAACCUGGAAUCGCUCUCAUCGACAAUACCACACGUGGGCAUGCCGCUUGCAGGAUUUCAAGCGAUGGGAGCAAUUCCCUACAGAAUGCCUGUUAUGUCAGCACAGACAGCAGGUCCAGCACAGCCACUUGCUGCCCCUUCGAUACUUUAUCCACCUCCUGCACAGCCGGCUAUGGUACCAGCGCAGCCCGGAGUGGUGUACCCCAGACCUGGACAGCCAAUGCAGAUGUAUCAACCAAACACUUGGAUGGCCCAGCCAUUCUAUCAGCAAGGCCCAUAUCCAUAUGGUGCACAACAGUCGCAGCAUCAGCUAUAUGGUCAAGGAAAUAAUUUACAUCCGAAUACGAUCCUCCCUUUGCAGAUGGGACGACAGUCACCUGCAUCCCUACCUGCAGAGUUUGCGCAUCGUUGA
Molecule: messenger RNA, 2595 nt
Organism: Torulaspora globosa
Lineage: Eukaryota; Fungi; Ascomycota; Saccharomycetes; Saccharomycetales; Saccharomycetaceae
Exons: 1
Coding region: 1-2595 (864 amino acids)
Biological process (GO): nuclear-transcribed mRNA catabolic process, nonsense-mediated decay
Cellular component (GO): telomerase holoenzyme complex
Molecular function (GO): protein binding; telomeric repeat DNA binding; telomerase RNA binding
Source: RefSeq, a predicted model, not a curated record